Drosophila elegans is the source of this 842-nucleotide messenger RNA. RefSeq names its product serine protease 1-like. Bases 33 to 809 code for a protein of 258 amino acids. NCBI's taxonomy places the organism in Eukaryota, Metazoa, Arthropoda, Insecta, Diptera, Drosophilidae. Gene Ontology annotation, molecular function: serine-type endopeptidase activity. Gene Ontology annotation, biological process: proteolysis. The transcript has a single exon. The record is from RefSeq and is a predicted model, not a curated record.
UCCGGGAACAGAAACCAGUUGUCGACAUCGAGAUGAAGGUGUUCCUAGCUAUUCUAGCCCUGGCCGUGGCCUCGGCCGCCGCCUUCGAGGAGAAGGUGUUCGUGAAGGACCUGCCCAAGGCCACCAAGAUGGAGGGCCGCAUCACAAACGGAUACGCCGCCCCCGAGGGCAAGGCCCCCUACACGGUGGGUCUGGGCUUCAGCGGAGGAUGGUGGUGCGGUGGCUCCAUCAUCGCCCACGACUGGGUCCUGACCGCCGAGCACUGCAUCGGAGACGCCGGCUCCGUGACCGUCUACUUCGGGGCCACCUGGCGCACCAACGCCCAGUUCACCCACACCGUCGGAAACGGCAACUUCAUCAAGCACUCCAACGCCGACAUCGCCCUGAUCCGCAUCCCGCACGUGGACUUCUGGCACAUGGUCAACAAGGUGGAGCUGCCCAGCUACAACGACCGCUACAACAACUACAACGAGUACUGGGCCGUGGCCUGCGGAUGGGGCGGCACCUACGACGGCAGCCCGCUGCCCGACUGGCUGCAGUGCGUCGAUCUCCAGAUCGUCCACAACGAAGAGUGCGGCUGGACCUACGGCAACGUGGGCGACAACAUCAUCUGCACCCGCAACGUCGACGGCAAGUCCAUCUGCGGAGGAGACUCCGGCGGUCCCCUGGUCACACACGACGGCAGCAAGCUGGUGGGAGUCAGCAACUUCGUCUCCGCGAGCGGCUGCACGUGGGGUGCUCCGGCUGGAUUCCAGCGCGUCACCUACCACCUGGACUGGAUCCGCGACCACACCGGCAUUUCCUACUAACUGUCUUAAAUAAAUCGAGCAUUUGAAGAGCAA